Molecule: messenger RNA, 1851 nt
Organism: Candidula unifasciata
Lineage: Eukaryota; Metazoa; Mollusca; Gastropoda; Stylommatophora; Geomitridae
Source: the annotation of a GenBank genome assembly
AUGUCAAACAUUGUAAUUCGCAUACAAUCUCCAGAGCAUGGAACCAAGCGACUGGAUACAAAUACCUCUGAAAACAUGACAGCAUUCCUUGAAAAGGUGCAGAAAUUGUUUGGACUUGGAGAUACCGGUUGGGAACUGUACCAGGAUCGCAAUAAAAAAUCCUUUUUACGGGCAUCUCGUUCUAAAAGGCUGAGUGACCACAAUAUUAAGCAUGGAGACAUGUUGUAUAUGGAGCUCAGCAAAAAGACCAAACAGACAACUUCAGCACCAUCAGUAGCUGACACACCUUCAGUGUCCAGCAUUGAGACCGGUUUGGCAACUCUGGUAUCUGACGUCCAAGAAGAUGAGGUGGAUCGGCUGUUGCGAGAGGAGGAUGGCAAGAUAUAUAGGCAGCGGAAUGAACAGCUGUGCAGACAUGGGCCCCAAGGAAAGUGUCUUCAUUGUGUUCCCCUGGAGCCAUAUGACAAGGAAUUUCUCAACAAAUGUGACCCACCAAUCAAGUUUUUGUCGUAUCAUUCGUAUAUCAGGAAACUGACUGGAGGUGUAGACAAGGGCAAGUUUGUAAAUCUUGAGAAUCUCAGCUGUAAAAUCAAGUCUGGUUGCAAGGAACAUCCUCCAUGGCCUGGCGGAAUUUGUACGAAAUGCCAGCCAAAUGCUGUUACUCUUAAUAGACAGGAGUACAGACAUGUGGACAACAUUAUGUUUGAGAACCCAGCUGUAGCUGACAGAUUUUUGAACUACUGGAGAUAUUCAGGUUGUCAGCGUCUUGGCAUUUUGUUUGGUCGCUACGAAGUCUUUAAAGACGUACCCCUGGGCAUUCGAGCAAGAGUUGCUGCCAUCUAUGAGCCACCUCAGCAAACAACUGUCAACAAAAUUGAGCUGAAGCCAGAUCCGAAGGAAGCAGUUGUAACGGCUGCUGCGGAGAAAAUGGGGCUUCGGCCAGUUGGCUGGAUUUUCACAGACCUUGUUGCUGACGAUCUCUCUAAGGGAACAGUGAAAAACUUCAGGGGCAAUAUUGAUUCUCAUUUUCUGAGUGCAGAAGAGUGCAUUAUGGCGGCAGACUUCCAGAACCGCUUUCCAAAUCCUUGCAGGCUGUCUCCAGAUGGACAUUUUGGAUCCAAAUUUGUUACCGUUGUUGUCACUGGUGACAAUGAUAACCAGAUCCACUUUGAAGGCUACCAGGUUUCCAACCAGUGUAUGGCUCUAGUAAGAGAUGACUGCCUGCUCCCAACAAAAGAUGUGCCUCAGCUGGGUUACAUUAAGGAAUCUAGCAAUGAACAGUAUGUCCCAGAUGUAUUUUACAAGGACAAAGACAACUAUGGCAAUGAAGUAACCCACAUAGCAAGACCCUUGCCUGUAGAAUAUUUGUUGGUCACAAUUCCCGCAGCAUUUGCCUCCGAUUUCCACUACACUUUCAAAUCUAACAUUCAGCUGGAGAGCUUCCCAGUUGAAAACAGGGAACACGUUGGACAAACACAGGACUUUGCUGCGUUGACAAAAUAUCUGGAGAAGUUUCCACCUCAGAAGUUUCUAGAGGCCAUGUCUGAUUUUCACUUGCUGAUGUUUCUUGCCACAUCAGAAAUGCUUCCUCUCAAGGACAAAAUGGACCUUCUCUUUGAAGCUGUGAAGAACCAUGAUGAGCAGAAGGCAAUGGAGUUCAAAAAGACUGAAGAGUGGGCUACAGUUGAGGAAAUGAUGUCUGCACAUGAAUCACCCUCCUUGCCGUCUGCUGCACAUACAGAUGAAGACUCUGGUCAGCCCGGGGGAGCCAUGUGGACCUGUGCUCACUGUACAUUUAUCAACCGGCCAACUCAAGUUGCUUGUGAAAUGUGUUCUUUACCUCAGUCUUAG